Molecule: messenger RNA, 872 nt
Organism: Macroventuria anomochaeta
Lineage: Eukaryota; Fungi; Ascomycota; Dothideomycetes; Pleosporales; Didymellaceae
Exons: 1
Coding region: 311-805 (164 amino acids)
Source: RefSeq, a predicted model, not a curated record
CGCGUCAGGUGUUAGUAAUUGUUGACGUGUAGCAGUGGUGAGGUAGCUACCCACAGGCGAUUACGGCAGUGGCGGGGAAGUGGUCGGUGCGGUCGGCGAGCGGGUGAGAGAGUCGGAGGGGAGAUGAAGGGCGGAGGAGAGGGGGAUGUUGGGGUGUGGAAGAGGAAGAAGAGAGGUGUGUUGUCGAGCGAAGGCAAGCAGACGGUCGAGUGAGGUGACAAGGUGACGCAGCUAGACAAGGCAAUAUUUGGGGACAGGUCUGAAGUUAGCUCUUAGCGAGAGGAGGCACCUUGCUGCAGAGGAGGAAGGAAUGCAGCUGCGGGCAAGAACUUUAGACGUGGAUGAGAGACAUUUAAUUGCGUGCAUGCACAAGUCUAUUACUUUGGCAGCGACAGCAAGCACCUUGCAUGGCAGGCACGAUCAUGAUGUGAAUUGCUGUGACUUGCUUCAAACGCGCCCCGUCCACCUCACAGCGACCCCGCAGGCUGUGCGCGGCCAGCCAAACGGCGGCUCAACAGCCAUCAGGACCCCACGCGCGGCAGCACCAGGGCAGAACAGGCCUGGAUUGUGCUUGACGAUUGGAUAUUCUGCCGCUUGUACCUCCGAUUGGUGUAAAAUGGUGGUAUGCGAGUCAUGCUCAGGACCGGCAAGGUUGCUCGAGGGACUCGAGCAAGGAGGCUUGCAUACAGACAUGUGCUGGCACAACCCCAUGCUCGCAGUAUUGCUACACCUCACCCAACAAACGCCUGAAGCUUGCUCUUCCCACAGCCACAACACCACCCAAUGCACCGCUCCCUACAGCUGAACAUCGAACGCCUAUCGAUCCAAUCACUUUUGUGCCUCGAAGACGACCUUUUGUACCUUCAUCUUGU